Messenger RNA from Penicillium cinerascens, 828 nucleotides. RefSeq lists its product as uncharacterized. Lineage: Eukaryota; Fungi; Ascomycota; Eurotiomycetes; Eurotiales; Aspergillaceae. The record is from RefSeq and is a predicted model, not a curated record. The transcript has a single exon. Bases 1 to 828 code for a protein of 275 amino acids.
AUGUCCGACGACCCCCCGCGACGCAUCAUCCUUGAAAAAUCGAGCACGGUCCGACGCCGGUACCAGCGCAGCAACAAGCGGUUCCAGUUCACCCCAGCGCAACUGGCCCAGAUCGAACGCGAAGAGAAAGCCAACGCCCGGGCUAAGAAUCUGCGUGAAAAGGAAAAACAACGGGUCGCAAAGAGGAAGCAAAAGGCCGAGAAGGAGGCCAAGGCUCGCGAGGAGCGCAAACGACUUGGUCUGCCCGAUCCCAACGCCCCGAAGGUCCCGUCGAGCCAACCGUUGCUCUCAAAUUUCUUAUGCAGAAAACCGCCCGCUCAAGAACCUACCAAGGAAGAAACCCCUGAGACCGAUCCCGAUCCUACGACUACGGAAACAGACGAACAUAACGAUGGCGGCGACACUGAGGUAGACUCGGAGUUGGAUGACUUGGACGAAGAAAUGGAGAAGGAAUUCUCCAAUCUCGACGAUGCACGCCCUCUGGGAGAUCUCGGAACCCAUGAUGCCAACGAUACUAGCAAAGAGAGCUUGCUUUCUGGGCACAACGAUGAUGACGACGAGUUCUCCGACUGCUCCGCAUUCGACGACGAAUAUAUCAUGAAAGAGGCUGAGGCAGUUGCGGCCAUGCGAUCAACACACCGGAUCUCUUUCACCAAUAACCGCUCUAUAACCAACCCUGCACUUUUGCAGCCACCGAGCAUCCCCCAUAAAGCAGCUACCCCGAUAGCUUCAUUUGGAGACUCCUUCCGCGACGACACCGCAGACUAUCUUGAAGAAGUCUUUGCGCGCGGCUGCGGUGAUUCAUUUGGCGAGCUUGUUGGACUCUAG